Messenger RNA from Diceros bicornis minor, 5407 nucleotides. Its product is annotated as maestro heat-like repeat family member 5. NCBI's taxonomy places the organism in Eukaryota, Metazoa, Chordata, Mammalia, Perissodactyla, Rhinocerotidae. Gene Ontology annotation, cellular component: cytoplasm. The record is from RefSeq and is a predicted model, not a curated record.
AUGGACGAGCAGCCUUUGGAAAAGCCACACAGCGCCACUGCAGCUGAUGGGACGCCAUCCGCCGUGUCUGGGAACUCCAGGUCAGCCCGGCUCUAGGCCAGGAGGUGUGGGGCAGGAGGGGACCCCCAUGCCCUGCUUCUCACAGGGGCCCUGGCCUCUCCAUCUCUCAGGAGAGUGCCUCCCUGCAGGGCACCCCCCUCCUCCCACAUCUCCGAAUCCACGAAGGUCCUGUCUUACACGAAGGUACCUCAGGACUCUACCCGCGGGGACAGACAGGCGCACCCCACCACCAUCGUGCUCCGCAAGUCACAGAGCAGCCCCGCUGCACUGGUGCCCGAGGAGCACCAGAUGUUCACGAAAGAACACUACGAAGCAGCCAACUGCCUCAAAUUGCUCCAGGACCUGAAUGCUUCAGACCCCCUCCACAUGAGCUACGUCAUCAAGAAGAUCAAGAUCAUGGCUUACAAGGCCCCCAACCUGGUGUUGGAAACCAUCUAUAACUACUUCAUAGACAACAUGGAGAUCUCCACCUGGCACAAGUUCCGGCUGCUCCGCGUCAUGGAGGCUGUCAUUGGAGCCCUUGACUCCUUGGAGGUGACCUGGGAGAAAACCUUCAUGCAGCUGGCCCUGGAGAACAUGACCAAGUCCACGGAUCUGGAAGAUGUGUACCAGGACGCGGCCGGUGACGUGCUGGUGGCCAUCUGCAGGCACUCGUGGCGUGCGGUGGCCCAGCUCCUGGAGACCGAGGUCCUGACAGGCGUCUUCCCGCACCGCAGCCUGUUCUACGUGAUGAGCACCCUGACCUUUAAUGCAGAGGAAAUCUUCAGCAUUGGAGAUAAGGCAUGCUGGGAGGAGCAGCUGGACCAGAUGGCUGUCAAGUCAGUCCCGUUCCUGAACAUGGACGUGUGGUCCAAGGACCUGCUGUGUGCGCUCACCAAGCCCAACUGGACACAGCAGGAGCAGCCCCCGGAGAAGGCCUUCCUGUUCUCCUACUACGGACGGAUCCUUCAAGCUGAGGAGAACAGCACCACCGUCAGGAAACACCUGCUGACCCUCCUGGAAACAUCUCAUCAGUGGCCCAAGCAGAGGGAGGGCAUGGCUCUCACUGUGGGGCUGGCCGCAGUCUGCCACCUGGACCACGUCUGGGCCGUCCUGGAGCAGUUUGGCCGGAGCAAGCCCAUCAAGUGGAGCCUCCACUCCUUAUCCCCAAAGAAUUCAGAGGACUUUCAGUGGAAGUGGGCCAGCAGCACCAUCCUCCUUGCCUACGGCCAGAUGGCGGCCAAGGCCAAGGCGCACAUCCUCCCGUGGGUGGACAACAUCCUGUCACGCAUGGUCUACUACUUCCAGCACAGCCCCUUGGACGAGACCCUGAAGCAGAGCUUCCUCACUGCCGUACUCAUGUUGGUGGAGGCCAUCAGCCGUGACGAGGGCGCCCACAGCUACACGUUCUCCCAGAUCUCCGAGCUCCUUGAGAGUCUGAUGGUUUUGCUGGAGAAGGAGCCCCGGGACACGCUGUGCACGCCAAACCGCCAGCAGACCAUCCACAUCAUCUCCAGCCUCUGUAAGCUGAGGCCGCCCCCGGACCCGGAGAGGAAAUCGCGGCUUCUGUCCACCUGCCUCCGUAGCGUGUUGGCCCUGCCGCCGCUGGACGUCCUGGAGAAAGACAUCCACCUCUCUCUGGAGAUGCCCGACGUACAGACCCUCUACAAGCAGACCUUGAAGGCACUGGACCAGAUGCUGCAGAGCUUCAUCACGCAGAACCCCGUGGCCGACGAGCUGUACUUCCUGCUGUCGCACCUGUACGUCUGGCUGGCGUCGGAGAAGACGCACGAGCGGCAGCGGGCUGCGUACAUUUUCGUGGCCCUCCUCAAAUUCCUGAGCCGCAACCCCGACCUGUGGCGUUCAAGGCCCCCUGGGUCCCUGCCACCAGGACCGAGUGGAUCCCUGAGUGCCCUGCCGCCCGGCCAGCCAAAAGAGGACUUCAAACGGAUGGGGCAGCUGGUGGGCAUGCUGGGGAUUCUGUGCCAGGACCCAGACAGGGCCACGCAGAGUUCCAGCCUGGAAGGGCUGGGCCACCUCUACUGGCUCCUGAUGCGCCAGAGAGCAGAAGAGACUUCGCAGGUGGAAAUGCAGGCCCCUGAGCAGCCUGCCCAGCCCAGUGCAGAUGGAGCCCCCGUCUGCAGCAGUGGGGACCAGAAGGCCGCUCCUCCCAGCCCCCGGCGGAUGGUGACCCCGAAGGACCACAUCUCCGAGCUCGACAGCUCCCAAGUCAUCAAGAAGAUCAUGAAGUAUCUCACGGUGGCAGAGCUGACUGACCUCAUCUGGACGGCCAUCGAUGGCCUGGGCUCCACCAACCCCUCCUGCGUGCAGGCGGCCGCUGACAUGCUGCUGGUCGCCAUCCAGGAGCAUGGGGCCAAGCUGGAGACCGUUGCCAGCCUGAGCCGGGCCAUCCACCUGCAGCUCUACUCUAUCCGCAUUUCCCAAGCCAAGGAAAAUGCCCUGCGCGCCAUCACCCUGCUGGCCCAGAACCACACUCCCGAGCUGGUGGCUGCUUUCCUGGACUUCUCCAUCCCCCUGGACAGCCUCGCCUUCCAGCUGUGGAGGGCCCUGGGGGCCGAGCUGCCCGUGAGCCGCCUGGUGCUGGCCUUGCUAAUGGCCUGGCUGCGGGAACGGCCCCUGCCCACGGGGGCCAGCGACGGCAGCCCCCAGCCCCAGGAGAAGACCUACCUGCGCUCGCUGGCCGCCAUGAACACGCUGCACAAGCUGCAGCUCGCCCGGGAGUUCAGGAGGGCCGUGCAGGAGGCCUACCCCGCGCUCCUGCUGGCCCUGCUCACCCAGAUGCACUACGUCCUGGAGCUGCAGCUGCCGGCGCGGCCCCCGCCCGGCCAGGAGGCCCAGGAGGCCCAGGAGGUGGCCGCGCCCAGCCCCCAGAGCACGUCGCUGGAGGCACUGAAGAGCCUGCUGUCCACCACGGGGCACUGGCAGGACUUCGCCCACCUUGAGCUGCUGGGCGCCUGGGAGCUCUUCACCACCCUCCACACCUACCCGCAGGGCGUGGGCCUCCUGGCCAGGGCCAUGGUGCAGAACUGCUGUAAGCAGAUCCAGGCGGUGAUCGGCCAGCUGCUGCCCAGCCUGCAGUGCAGGGAGGAGCGGGAGAGGAAGGUGGCCAUCCUCAUCCUCACGGAGUUCCUCUACAGCCCCGCCCUGCUGGAGGUGCUCCCCCAGCAGGCCGCCCUGAUGGUGCUGGCCCGAAGCCUCAGGGACCCCAGCCCCGAGGUCCGCGUGUUGAGCUUGCAGGGCCUGGGAAACAUCCUCUUCCACCCGGAGAAGGGAAGCCUGCUCCGCGCACAGCUGCCGCUCUUCCUCGACGGCUUCUUCCAGAACAGCGAGCCGGUGGUGCUGCGCAUCAUGGGCACCCUGUCAGACGCGCUGCACUGCCUGGGCCUGCAGGGCGCAGGGGCCCAGAGCCUCAGCAUCGCCAUCAAUGCCCGCUCCUUCUUCGACGACGAGCGCGAUGGGAUCCGGGCAGCGGCCAUGGCACUGUUCGGGGACCUGGUGGCAACGAUGGCGGGCAGGAAGCUGAACGGCCUGCAAGCCCAGGUGCACCAGAGCAUGGUGCCCCUGCUCCUGCACCUGAGGGACCACUGCCCAGCAGUCGUCACGCAGGCCAAGUUCACCUUCUACCGCUGUGCCAUGCUGCUCCCCUGGCGGCUGCGGCACACCCUCUUCUGUACGCUGGCCUGGGAGAGGGGCCUCAGUGCCCGCCACUUCCUCUGGACCUGCCUGAUGACCCGCAGCCAGGAAGAGUUCGGCAUCCACUUGGCGCAGGCACUCAGCUACCUGCACAGCCGCCACCGCCACAUCAAGAUCUGGGCAGCGCUCUUCCUAGGUUACACCAUCUGCUACCACCCCCGGGCCGUGUCCCGGAUGGUGAACUACGUCAACGCAAACCUGCUCUUCUGUACUUUCCAAGAUCUCAAGAAGGACCAGGAGCCCGGCAUCCGCGAAUUUGCCACGAGACAGCUCUUCUUCCUUCAGGCCGUGGUUGCCAGACGGCAGUGACCUCCAGCGUCCUCCCUCACCCUCCUCCUCCCCUGUGCCCACCGUGUCGGUCAGCCCUGCCCCGUCCUCACAGAGCUGGGUUGCAGAACAUUUUUCCAUUUAAAAGAAAGCUCUAGAUUCAACAAAGAAGCGUCACACCUGUCCGCACCCUGCCCACCAUCUGCGGGCCCCCCGGGGACUGAGGCAAGCCCAGGAGACCCUGGCAGGACUAGGGGACAGGGCCAGGCCUGGAGUGUGGUGGGGCAGGCAGGGUGCCCCAGAGAUAAACUGUGAAGUCUGUGCGGGACCCUGCAAAUGACAGCCCCUCCACUCGUGGAGAUCAGGUGGACUCCACUGGACGGGAGCCCAAGCCACGGCCACCAGUGUCCUGGGCGCUGAGAGGGCCCUCCAAGGACAGCCUUGGCCGUCGGGGCUCACGGUUGAAAGGAGCGCUUCACUAAGGUGCCCCCAGAGUCUUCAGUUUGUCUCCAGCUUGGAGCUUCAUAGUCACUGAGGGGCUGCAGGUAGGGAAGAGGUCCCUUGGCUGGUCUCCCUCGCCCCCAUCUCCAUCCUCCUGAGUCCAGUCAGGCUGACACCUGGGGUGGCAGCAGAACCAGCCUGGGCCCAGAGUCAGACCUUCCCAGUGGGACCUGGCCCACCCUGGACUCGCUCUGUGGUUGAGGCAGGGGUCCCGGCUCUCUGAGCCUUAGCUGUUCCAUCUGUAAAAUGGCUCCUAAGAUCCUCCCGAGACCCCUGGGAGGGCCGUGUCCAGAGGAGGCCCCUUCCUGGCUGGGUCCCCCUACUCCCUGGGAGCCACCUGGAGACACACCCGACCUUCAGUCGAGUCCCCACCCCCUCAGCCUUGGUCUUCCCACAUGUGAAAUGGGGGCUGGGCCCUUCCCCUGCCUGCCAGAGUUCUCCUAGGGCCCCACCGCAGGCUGUCUCUCUCGGGACCCCCACCAGACUGGCCGGCCGUCCCUCCAGUGGGGUGCUCCAGCCAAGCCUGCCCCCUGCCUGUUCUCUCGAGGGCCACACUGACCCCUCCCCACCUCCGCUCAGACAGCUCUUCCCACUUGCGGUCCCCAUGCUCACCCCCUCGGGGCCUCCACACCACCCCACCGCUCGAGGACCAGCCCACGCGUCUCCAGCCCUGAGGCUGGCCCAUCCCCCGGCCCUAGACAGAUUCCUAGCCUGUCACCCCCCACCCCCCAUAGACCAUGAGCCCCUCGGAGCAGGGAUAUGGCUGCACGGGGCUGGCACGGAGGAGGCCCCACAACCUGGAGGGUGGGUUGAAAAUAUACAGCGACCUUCACGGAGCAGAUGUCAGAUUUAUUUGCAUUCUCGGAUGUGUUCGGGAAGAGGAAAU